AAGUGACAGCUGACAGUUCAGACAGUUUGCGAAUCAAAUUGGAAAUUUUGUUUACAUGCGGUGUGUUUUAAUUUGCCGAUUUAUCCGAAUAUAGUUUUCCCUUUGUUUAAAUAAUUCAUUUUUAAAGUAAAGUAAUAAUGGCAACUGAAGAAGAGCAGAUCCAAGUCAUUCCAGUCAAGGAACCACUUGACUUGAUCCGUCUCAGUUUGGAUGAGAAAAUCUAUGUAAAAAUGCGCAACGAACGGGAGCUUCGUGGAAGAUUACAUGCUUUUGAUCAACAUUUAAAUAUGGUCCUUGGUGAUGCUGAAGAAACUGUGACCACAGUUGAAAUCGACGAGGAAACUUACGAAGAAGUGUACAAGACCGCCAAAAGAACAAUUCCAAUGUUAUUUGUUCGUGGUGAUGGAGUUAUUCUCGUCUCGCCGCCAAUGCGCGCUGGUUAACUAUUAUAAGAUUCAAUUCAUGAAAUAUACGAUAGACAUAAACAAA
Molecule: messenger RNA, 489 nt
Organism: Eupeodes corollae
Lineage: Eukaryota; Metazoa; Arthropoda; Insecta; Diptera; Syrphidae
Gene: LSm3
Product: U6 snRNA-associated Sm-like protein LSm3
Exons: 3
Coding region: 138-443 (101 amino acids)
Biological process (GO): P-body assembly; mRNA splicing, via spliceosome
Cellular component (GO): precatalytic spliceosome; catalytic step 2 spliceosome; P-body
Molecular function (GO): RNA binding
Source: RefSeq, a predicted model, not a curated record